AUGGGCGGAGUGAUCGGAUGCGGACAACUCAGCACCAUUCAACAUGGAUCCUUUACUAUCGAGUCUUGUGGCAGCCCAUCUGAAGAGGUUGCUAAAAGAAGCAAUGCAAGCUGCAUUCAAGAUGAAACCUAUGCAUUUUCGAGCAUCGUAAGAUACAGAUGUGAGAAAUAUUAUGAACUGCAGGGGCCGGAAUUUAGACAUUGCGCGACGGAUGGAGAAUGGACCGGACUCACCCCGUUUUGUAAGCCAGUAUGCGGAAAGAAGGCAAGUCAAAUUCAACUAUCAGCAGGAGGAAAUACAUCUGAAAUAGGAGAAUGGCCAUGGCAAGCGGCCAUUUAUGACAUGAAGAAGGAGGAUAUUAUAUGUGGAGGGGCUCUCAUUAGGGAAGAAUGGGUGCUAACAGCUGCCCAUUGUGUCGUUGUGGAUGGUUCCAUCAGAACUCGGCACACUGAAGACAUUUUUGUCUACCUUGGGAAGCAUUACCGAUCUGAUAUCAAGAAAGAUGAACACGUGUCUCACAUAAUCUUGCACAGGGACUUCAACGUACAUAAUAACUACGACUCGGAUAUAGCUUUAUUGAAACUAAAAAGACCUGCCGUGCUAACAUCACGAGUUCAGUUGGUAUGUCUCCCGAACCGAUUUGAUUUCUCUGAGGCGAACCUCGACAGUGGAGUGCCAGGAUGGGUGGCCGGUUGGGGUCAUGACGGCUCGGAUAAACUCGCAGCUCUCCUGACGCAGGUUCAACUCCCGGUGAUAUCCAAUCUCAAAUGCGUUCGGGACACCCUUCGUUUCACGGGAGACCCCGGCUUCACUCGUACUCUCACCUCAAAUAUGUUCUGCGCGGACUUUGGAACUGUGUGUCCUGGGGACUCGGGGAGUCCCAUGGUCUUCCUCUCCAAUACAUCACAGGACAGCCACUGGACGAUGGAAGGGAUCGUUCUCCCGGUGGAUCAACAGGGUAAUAUAUAGUGGCUACUGAGAAAUCACAAUUUAUUUAACUAAACGGAAAACCUUGAUAACCGAAAUGAAAAAAAGAAUCGUCAAACAGUCUUGUGCAUUUUUGCCAAUGUGCGCACUCACAC
Molecule: messenger RNA, 1082 nt
Organism: Darwinula stevensoni
Lineage: Eukaryota; Metazoa; Arthropoda; Ostracoda; Podocopida; Darwinulidae
Source: the annotation of a GenBank genome assembly